This is a messenger RNA of Panicum hallii, 1201 nucleotides long. RefSeq names its product protein FAR1-RELATED SEQUENCE 5-like. Bases 27 to 701 code for a protein of 224 amino acids. The transcript is spliced from 2 exons. Lineage: Eukaryota; Viridiplantae; Streptophyta; Magnoliopsida; Poales; Poaceae. The record is from RefSeq and is a predicted model, not a curated record.
CGUGUUGCCUCCAUCGUCGCUGUGGCAUGGCAGCACCGACAUGCCCUGGCCGUGGUGGCUUGAUGGACCUUCUCAAUACCAUGGCCGCGCGAAGGGUGGCCGGCCCUGGUGGUUGCAGUCCGGAAGACGUAGCAGUUCCUGAUGAUGUCAUCAUUCAAGGCCAUGGUCCCUUUGAACCCACGGUGCUUGGUGAAGAUGGUGCACCCAUGCAGAUCGACCUUCCUGUCCAUGACCUUGUUGAAGCUCCGUAUCAUGCUGAUUCUUAUGAGGGAUUGAAUACACCUAAAAAGGAUCCAAUCAGCUCAACAUCGUCGUCAUGGUUUGUACCUUAUUGCAAGGAUGAGAGGCUGAAACCAGCUGUUGGAAUGUUAUUUGAUACUCUUGAUGAAGUGGAAGAAUUCUACAAGACAUAUGCACAUGAAAGUGGGUUUUCGGUUCGUGUAGGAGCUCAAACCAAGAAGAGUGAUGUGGUUGAAAAUAAGAGAUUUGUGUGUUCGAGGGAAGGUUUCUCAAAGAGACGUGCUGAGCCGAACAAGCAAAAGAAGCACUCAGAGUCAAGAUGUGGAUGCAAUGCACGUAUAUAUGUGAAGCUGAAUCAGGAGAAUAGGUACUAUAUUGCUUCUUUUGUUGAGGAGCAUAACCAUGGUCUAGUUUCACCUGAUAAAAUUCCUUUUCUUCGAUCCAAUCGUACAAUCAGUUAAAGAGUCAAAACGACCUUGUUCACAUGUCACAAAGCAAGUAUUGGUACCUCGCAAGCAUAUAGACUUUUACAAGUCAGUGAUGGUUUUGAUAAUAUUGGUUGCAUGAAGCGUGACUUGCAGAAUUACUACCGGGGACUUAGGGAGAAAAUAAAGAAUGCGGAUGCUGAAAUAUUUGUGGCACAAAUGGAGAGGAAGAAAGAGGCAAAUUCUACCUUCUUCUAUGAUUUUGUUGUGGAUAAGCAUGGAAAGUUACUCUACAUAUUCUGGGCUGAUGCUACAAGUAGAAAGAAUUAUAGUCAUUUUGGUGAUUUAGUGUCAGUCGAUGCAACAUAUAGUACAAACGAAUACAAUAUGAAAUUUGUACCUUUUACCGGUGUGAACCAUCAUAUGGAAAGUGUUUGCUUUGGAGCUGCUUUCAUAGUAAAUGAGAAAAUUGAGUCAUAUGAGUGGUUGUUUCGUACAUUCCUAUUGGCAAUGGGAGGAAAAGCACCAAGGCUUAU